Molecule: messenger RNA, 1308 nt
Organism: Saprolegnia parasitica CBS 223.65
Lineage: Eukaryota; Oomycota; Saprolegniomycetes; Saprolegniales; Saprolegniaceae
Exons: 2
Coding region: 1-1308 (435 amino acids)
Biological process (GO): heme biosynthetic process
Cellular component (GO): mitochondrion; membrane
Molecular function (GO): protoheme IX farnesyltransferase activity
Source: RefSeq, a predicted model, not a curated record
AUGCUCGCGCUCCGGAGGACCCAUCUCGUGGCGACGCACCUGCAGCGCCACCACGGCCAGCCGCGCGUCUUCCGCAUCCUCUCGCUCUCGACGCGGACGGACUCGCAGCUCUCGUCGGUCGCCACGACGUCGCAGGUGACGGCCGCGACGACGCUCACGCUCUCGGAGCGCGUUGGCAUCUACAACCAGCUGGCCAAGGCGCGCCUGAGCGCGCUCGUGGUCGUGACGGCGGGCGCGGGCUUCUUUAUGAUGGGCGGGCCGGUGUCGUGGGGCUCGUUUGCGGCACUGGCUGUCGGCACGACCUUGGCGUCUGCGAGCGCCAACACGUUCAACCAGGCGUACGAGAUCCGCACGGACGGCCUCAUGAAGCGGACGAUGAUGCGGCCGCUCGUGCGUGGCACGAUCACCAAGAACCACGCGCUCGCGUUCGGCGCCGCGACCGCCGUCUCGAGCACGGCGAUCCUUGCCGCCGGCUGUAACCCACUCACGGCGGGCUUGAGCCUCUUCAACAUUGGCCUCUACUCGUGCAUCUACACGCCGAUGAAGCAGACGUCCGAGUGGAACACGUGGGUCGGCGCGCUUGUCGGUGCCAUCCCACCGGUCAUGGGCGUCGCCGCGGCCAACGGCCUCCUCCUCUCGCCCGAAGCGCUCUUGACCGGGUCGGCGCUCUUCAUGUGGCAGAUGCCGCACUUCUUCGCGCUCAGCUGGCGUCUUCGCCACGACUAUGCGCGUGGCGGCUACAAGAUGAUCCCAUGCGCCGACCCGACAGGCUCGCGCACGGCGGGCGUCAUCAUGCGCUACGCCCUUGCGCUCUCGACGCUGCCGGUGGCUGCUGCGGCGACGGGCGCGACGAGCUACAUGUUUGCUGUCGAAGGUCUUGGCAUCAACGCGUAUGCGGUGCACCUCGCGCGCCAGUUUUACAAGAACCCGUCAACCGCCAACGCCAACAAGGUGUUUUUCUGCUCGCUCUGGUACCUCCCGGCCGUGCUCGGCCUCAUGGUCUUCCACAGUAAGAACUGGACCAAGGACGACGAGGCUACUGCGGACACGGAGCGCCAAGCCGACGGCUCGAUCUACGCGCUCCUCGACGGCUCCUCGGCAACCGCUGAAGGCGAGUCGUUCCGGCCACUGCCGGUCGCUGACAAGCUCAAGGAGCUCGUGCUCUCGACCCGUGCGCAGCUCAAGGAACGCCGAGAAGACGCGGGCCUCAAGCAGGACGACACGCACCUCUUUUGCCCCGUGGUCGCGACCGACGCCGCUGUCGACACGACGCAGGCGCUCAAGGUCAUGACCGAAAAGACCAUGUAG